UAAACGAACGCUCUCUCUCGAGUUCAGCGCAAGUUAUUUAGCCGUUCAGAUUAAUUUGAAAGUAUUAACAUCGUUAAAGUCAAUCGCCCUCCCCCCAGGAGGGCGGGGCUUGUGGGAAUCGCGCGCAGGUCUCGUGUACUGCACCGUGUAGCGUGUUUUGCGUGACCGACGCUACGCAGGCAGAACGCGGCGAGACGCUGCGGAACGCUGUUUUAAACGCUUUAUAUCCGACGAGGACUGCAGACCGAGCGCGCUUUCGUCGUCUCUGGGGAUCCCCGGUUCCCGGAUGAAGUCACGGUCAUCGCGACACACGCACGCUCACACGGAGGAACAGGAUGAGCACGAGGCUGAAGGAUGAAGCUCACAUGAGAGCCAUGGCCAGGUUUAAAAACAAAAGGAUGGAGAAGUCCAAGCCGGAGUCUGAGAGGGACUCGGGUUUCUCCGACGCCGGCUCGGAGCACCUGAGUGGAUCUCUGGACCAGACGGACACAGACGAAGCCUCGCGGUCGUCGCUGAUGAUGGGCGGAGCUCUGCAGGGCCUCUCGCCGAUGAUCUUCAUGAACAAUGUGGUUCUGAAGCAGUCUGGUGAAAGCCCUUCGUCUCUGAAGCCCUGGGCCUUCAGUCCGGCGGUGGAGGUGGUUCCUCAGCCUCAGGUGGUCUUCCUUCAACCCGUCGUCCCUCAGAGAUCCGGCCCCGUGCCGAAGGGGCCCCUGUCUAAACGCCGUCGGCACAGAAAGUACCUCCCUAUCCUCAAAUCCUACCCCAGAAUCGCUCCUCAUCCCGGAGACGCCGCGCAGAAGAGCAGCAGUUCCAGCUCCUCUUCCUCCGUCAAGAGCUCGUCUUCCUCUCGCGGUCAGAAAGACUCGUUCCCCGCCGCUGCCCCGGUCCCCGCCGAGUCCCCGGCGGCCGAGCACGGAUCCCAGCCCACAGACGACUCGCUGCCGGCCUUCAGCGUCGAUACGGACAACAAGGUCAAGCGCUUCUGCAACACGUACAACAUCCUCAGCCGGUCCGGCCUGCUGGACAUCACGCUGCGCACGAAAGAGCUGAUCCGGCAGAACCGCCGCACGCAGACGGAGCUGGACCGCCUGCGCCAGCACACCGGCCUGUUCCUGGAGGCGCUGCGGAGCGGAGACUCGGAGGUCUGGAGCAAGCUGCAGGCGAGCAUGAAGGAGGAGGACAAAGGGAAAGACAGGACGCCGAGCGGCGGAGAGCCCCUGAAGUGAGACGCUUCGUAAAGACUUCUGACUCUGUCUUCAGGUCAAAACUAUGAGACCCUGGAGCUCAAACCCAGUCAUGAGGGGUCAAAGAACUCCCUUUCCGCUGAUGCAUGCUGGGAACAGGAGAAAAUCACAUUAUUAGGAAAUUGCCUCAAAAAAUGAAGUUUUGGUAUGUUUACAAAAUAUCUACCUAUUAAAAGAAAAAAUCUAUAA
Molecule: messenger RNA, 1433 nt
Organism: Puntigrus tetrazona (Sumatra barb)
Lineage: Eukaryota; Metazoa; Chordata; Actinopteri; Cypriniformes; Cyprinidae
Gene: cipcb
Product: CLOCK-interacting pacemaker b
Exons: 4
Coding region: 336-1226 (296 amino acids)
Biological process (GO): negative regulation of circadian rhythm; negative regulation of DNA-templated transcription
Cellular component (GO): nucleus
Source: RefSeq, a predicted model, not a curated record